This is a messenger RNA of Eremomyces bilateralis CBS 781.70, 1206 nucleotides long. Its product is annotated as alpha/beta-hydrolase. The record is from RefSeq and is a predicted model, not a curated record. The transcript has a single exon. Lineage: Eukaryota; Fungi; Ascomycota; Dothideomycetes; Eremomycetales; Eremomycetaceae. The coding region runs from base 1 to 1206 and encodes 401 amino acids.
AUGCUUGCCCCAGCCUUCUUGCUCCUUUUUCAGACUAUUUCAGCGUCGAGCAUCCAUUACUCUAGAGGAAACCAUGGAUCCUCCAAACGAACCAAUGGAUUCUGCAAACAAUUGGAUAUCCCAGUGACUGCUACUUCAGAGAGCGCGAUCUAUGAUGUACCCAGGGUGGACAAUGACAUCGAAGCGGCCGCCUGGGCAAUCUAUUCCGAUACUUGGAGCACUCCAGACGGAGUAGAGAGGAUCAUCAAGAACACCACAACUUCUGGUACUUUCAAUAUCCAUGCUCAACUGUGUGUCCCCAAGACUUCAGGAGAGAAAAAAGACAUCCUGCAAAUUGCCACCCACGGCGCGCAUUACGACGGAAGAUAUUGGGAUCCGGAACUCGAUCGAGAGAAGCAGUCUUAUGUUGAAGCAUCAAUCAGAGCAGGAUACUCCAUCCUCACAUACGAUCGUUUGGGAACUGGUCAAUCCGAUCAUCCUGACGCAUACGACGUGGUUCAAGCGCCGCUGGAACUGGAGAUCCUCCGACAGUUGACCUUGAUGGCGCGCGAUGGCUCCCUCUCUAGCUUCGCAGAGAAAGCCAAACCUUCCGAUGAGGCAUUCCAAAAGUUACCAAAGCCAAGCAAGGUCGUACAUGUCGGUCACAGUUUCGGAUCCUUCAUCACCUCUGCCUUCAUUGCCAAGUAUAGCAACCUGACCGACGGCGCCAUCAUCACUGGCUUCCUUCUGGGCCCAUAUCUAGGCAAGCCGGGUAUGGCGUCAUGGGCCGCCGAGUACGCCGCCACGGGCAAUCCUCCUUUCGAACGACCGAGUGGCUACAUGGUGUGCCAGGAGGUCGGUAUCCAGAACCUGUUCUUCGCCGGCGACCCCAAGACCGCGUUCACCCCCGCAAUGCUCAAGUAUGGCAAUGACAUCAAGCAGCCCGUUCCGGUUGGGGAGUUCGCCUCCGCGUUUCAUAUCCUCGGACUGCCGGGACCCAACCUCAAAGCGCCGGUGCAAUACGUGGCGGCGGAGUUCGACUUUUACAUCUGCGGCGGUGAUUGCAAGGGGUUAUACGACGUGGAGGAUUUGAAGAAAACGUACCCGAACGCCACUACCAUCGAAGUCGCCAUCCAACCGAACACCGGUCAUGCCUUCACACUUCACAAUAAUGCCACGGCCGGCUUCCAGCUCACAUUUGAUUUCUUGGGCAGAAAUGGGCUAUAG